Messenger RNA from Mya arenaria, 7817 nucleotides. Its product is annotated as sodium leak channel NALCN-like. Gene Ontology annotation, biological process: calcium ion transmembrane transport. The transcript is spliced from 40 exons. Gene Ontology annotation, cellular component: voltage-gated calcium channel complex; membrane. The record is from RefSeq and is a predicted model, not a curated record. The coding region runs from base 247 to 5526 and encodes 1759 amino acids. Lineage: Eukaryota; Metazoa; Mollusca; Bivalvia; Myida; Myidae. Gene Ontology annotation, molecular function: calcium ion binding; voltage-gated calcium channel activity.
UAAAAAAUAGUAUUAUAGCAAAAUAGUCUUUGCCUAUAUGCAUGGUUUUCAAUUUGCACCACGGAUUAAACACUUAGUGUUAUUUAAAGAGACGAACUAACAUGUUUUAAACAAUGAAGCUGUAUGGGAGAUGAGAAUAAUUGAAAUGACGAACAAUAUUGAAUGAUGGAAACUCAACAAGCCAAUUAAAACCAUAGUAACUACAUUGUUUUCAGCACAAUAAUAUUGUGCUGAAAAAAAAUCACAAUGCUGGUCAAUCGAAAAACAAGCUUCCGAGAGAACCUGCCUUUGUCUGACUACGGUCCAGAUGAGAACUUAAAUGAUAAUGCUGAUAUCGACUGGGUGAAUAAAGACUGGGUGCGCUGGUUGUUGCGAGGAUGUGCACUGGUCAGUGUGAUGUCUGUGAGUAUGAACACUCCGGCCACCUUCCAGUAUGUGCCAGCCCUUGAGUACCUGACCUUCGUCCUUGACCUUGUGGUCACCUUCCUCUUCACGGCCGAGAUGAUUGCCAAGAUACACAUAAGAGGCAUUUUAAAGGGUGAUGUGCCAUAUCUGAAAGACCGCUGGUGUCAGUUUGAUUGUUUCAUGGUCAUCUGCCUUUGGGCUUCAGUAAUCUUGCAGGUGUUUGAGCUGACGCGAGUGGUCCAGUCCUACUCGUACUGGUCCAUAUUGCGCUGCAUGCGUCCACUGAUACUGAUCAGAGUGUUCAGGGUCUUCCUGAAGUUCUCAUUGCCUAAAAAUAGAAUCAACUCCAUCUUCAAGCGUUCAUACCAGCAGAUCUACAAUGUGACGAUCUUCUUCCUCUUCUUCAUGUCUCUAUACGGUAUCCUCGGCGUGCAGUUCUUUGGGGAGCUCAAGUUCCACUGUGUCCGAGACAAUGUCACUAACACAUCGGAGAUCACUGUGUAUGACCUUGCCAUACCAGACACCUACUGCUCGCCGAAUGACCAGCCCGGCUACCACUGUCCUGCACCCAUGAAGUGCAUGUCCAUUGACAUCCCUAAAAACAACAGGGGCUUUAAUGGCUUUGAUGAGCUACCGACAAGUUUCUUCACAGUAUAUGAGGCGGCCUCACAGGAAGGCUGGGUGUUUCUCAUGUACCGAGCCAUGGACAGUCUCGAGUCUGGAGUGGCCAUUGUCUACUUCAUCUCACUCAUAUUCUUGCUUGCCUGGCUUGUAAAGAACAUCUUCAUAGCUGUGAUUAUUGAGUCGUUUGCUGAGAUCCGUGUACAGUUCCAGCAGAUGUGGGGAUCCCGUGGUACAGACACUGACUCAGACUCUUCACAGGUGAUACAACAGGAGGGCAGCACCUGGCGUAUGGUGAUUCAGGAUGAAAACAAGCCCCAGGGUCUGGCCCCACCCAUCUUUCAGCAGAUUCUGCGCUCAUCUGCCUUCCACGCCAUCAUACUCCUCAUGGUGCUGGCCUCGGCCAUAGCGGAAGCCUCACUCAGCUUUGAUCAUGAGACAAAAGAUCCAAAUAAUACCAUGGACCUUUUUUACUACAUUGAGGUGUUUUUCACCCUACUAUUUGACCUGGAGGCCGUGUUUAAGAUCUGGUGUCUGGGACUACGGGGCUACUGGCGCCGCUCCCUCCACAAGUUUGAGUUGUGUCUCGUUAUUGGCACAUCACUGCAUAUUAUUCCAGGCUGGUAUCGCACAGAACUCACAUACUUCCAGGUAUUAAGAGUCGUGCGACUGAUAAAAGCCUCUCCCAUGCUAGAGGACUUCUGUUAUAAGAUAUUUGGCCCGGGUAAGAAGUUGGGGAGCAUCGUUCUGUUCACCAUCAGCCUUCUUAUCAUCGCAUCCAGCAUCAGUCUUCAACUCUUCUGCUCCAUAAGAGACUUUGACAACUUUGAGACAUUCCCUAGGGCAUUUAUGUCCAUGUUUCAAAUCCUGACCCAGGAGGGUUGGACGGAUGUCGUUGCACAAGCUCUGGAGCGUGCCAAGGAUAAUACCAUAAUAUUUUACCUUAUACGAACAUAUUUUCUCCUCUACCACCAGUUUGUUAGUGUGAUUGUGAUCAGCUUGUUUGUGGCUGUGAUCCUGGACAACUUGGAGUUGGACGAAGAUAUAAAACAGCUCAAACAGCUGAAGGCCACAGAGCAGAGUGCGGAUGAGUCAGAGUCUCUUCCAUUUAGACUGAAGAUCUUUGAAAGAUUCCCGAACCGCCCACAAAUGGUGAAGAUCCACAAACUUUCAGGAGACUUCAAUGUUGCCGAGAUCCGUGAGAGUUUCAUGCGUCAGUUCAGUACACCGCAGUUGGACCUGAUAAUGGACACAGAUGAUAGUGGGGAGGAGGGGCAGUCAUUCCUGAAGUGCCCACCGGUCAGCCUCGUCAAGUCCCCAACUGUUGGCACACGUUCUGGGGGACAUGUGGAGAAACAACUAGCUGUGGCUGCUGUCAUAAGGGAGUCAAACCAGCACAAGCUGAUGGGCGGGGGAUCUGGUCAGAUGGUUAACAAUGGGCCCAAGUCUCUUCUCUCCCAGCAGUACCAUUUACGCAUGGACAGGAGGAGUAUGCGAGGGUCCCGUCCGGGCAGCCUUAAGCUUGGCCACCAGAAAGAGAACGGUGACAUUACUCACCUGAUGAUGGGGGCGCACGGGGGAUCCCAUUACCAGAGUGGGGCGGGUGGGGGCAUCUCAGGGAUACACCGGACGGACGACUUUGACCUCAAGAUGAUCCAGCAGAGAAAACAGCAGGCAGAGAUCAAGAGAAAUCAGCUGCAGGAUGACCUCAGAGAGAAUCAUCCAUUCUUUGACACUCCGCUGUUUGCCGUUGGCCGGGAGAGUCCCAUACGGAAAGUGUGUCAGGUGAUCGUCAACGCCAAGUACAACUACAUGCUGCGCGAUCCAGUCACUGGAAAGGAACUGCAUAGUGGCUAUAAGAGAAUACUGCCCCUGUGGGUUCGGAAGCUGUUUGGCCUGGUGACGUACCUGGACUGGAUCAUGAUUAUGGUCACCCUGAUGUCCUGUAUCUCCAUGUUCUUUGAGACGCCCCACAGACGCUUGACAAACACUCCAGAAUUAAAGUACGCCGAGUACAUCUUUGUGUUCAGUAUGAGCCUUGAGAUGGGGUUGAAGAUCAUGGCCCAUGGUCUGUUCUUCACACCCAAGGCUGUCAUCAAAGACGUGAGCGGGGUCCUGGAAGUAUUCAUUUAUAUCGUGAGUGUGAUAUUCCUAUGCUGGCAGCCAGAGAAGGUACCACCACUGGAAGGGGCGCAUAUGCUCAUGAUCCUUCGAUGUCUCCGCCCACUGAGAAUCUUCAUUCUCGUUCCACACAUGCGGAAAGUUGUGUACGAGCUCGUCAGGGGCUUUAAAGAAAUUCUGCUGGUAUCGGUGUUAUUGAUCGUGCUGAUGUUUGUGUUCGCCACUUUUGGGGUCCACCUACUGGGAGGCAAACUGGCCAGGUGUAAUGAUGCUAGUGUCAUAGAGCGGAGCAAGUGUGUUGGCACGUUCCGGUCCCCCAUGUUUGUGACGAGGAUGAAGGUCAAGCUGGGCCCCAACGAUACCAGGCCAGGAUUCAUGGUUCCACGUGUAUGGGCGAAUCCCCACAACUUCAACUUUGACAACAUUGGUAAUGCUAUGCUGGCACUGUUUGAGGUCCUAUCUCUGGAAGGCUGGUUGGAAGUGAGGGACGUGAUAAUCGAGAGGGUCAGACCGAUGGACAGCCUGUAUGUUCAUGUGUUCGUGUUUAUCGGCUACAUGAUUGGUCUUACCCUGUUUGUGGGAGUGGUCAUUGCAAACUAUAGUGAGAACAAGGGUACUGCGCUACUCACUGUAGACCAGCGUCGUUGGAUGGAUUUAAAGGGUCGAAUCAAGCUGGCUCAGCCCCAACACACGCCCCCUAGACCAGACAGUCGUGGUCUGACAUCCUUCAUGUAUGACAUCACUCAACACAAGAUGUUUGGGAAGCUUACAGUUGUACUCAUUCUGGCAAACUGCCUCCUGCUUGCUGUUCCUUGGCGUGAGGACAAACCAGAGGCUGUGUUCCUGGCCACAGUGUCGGCAAUCUUUACCAUUCUUUUCCUGUUCGAGGUGAUAAUGAAGAUGAUUGCAUUGACACCAGCAGGAUACUGGACUAGCCGACGUAACAGGCUGGACAUGUUUGCCACUCUGUUUGGGAUUAUAUGGAUCUUCAUACACUUUGGAGUCCAGUUUUCCCAGCAUCACAAGGAAGUUCACAGAAUGAGCUACAUGAUGGGAUCGUGCGUGAUCAUUCUGCGUUUCUUCACCAUCCUUGGAAAACACGCAACAUUGAAGAUGUUGUUCCAAACUGUCAUGAUGUCGGUCUUCAAGAGUUUCUUCAUCAUCACCGGCAUGUUCUUCCUCAUGCUCUUCUAUGCGUACACGGGUGUUCUGCUGUUCGGCAAUGUCAAAUAUGGAUAUGACCUUGGCAGGCAUGCAAACUUCAAGACAACUGCCCAUGCCAUUGCUCUGCUGUUCCGAAUUGUGACCGGAGAAGACUGGAACAAGAUCAUGCAUGACUGUAUGGUAUGGAAGCCAUUCUGCACAUACCGGGAGGGGAAUAGCUUCUGGGAGACUAACUGUGGGAACACGAUGGCUUCAAGAAUGUUCUUCUUCUCAUUCUAUGUGAUCAUCACAUACAUUGUCCUUAACCUGCUUGUUGCCAUCAUCAUGGAGAACUUUUCCCUAUUUUAUUCCAAUGAAGAAGAUGCCCUACUGAGCCACAGCGACAUUCGGCAGUUCCAAGCCACCUGGAACAUUGUCGACGUUAACAGAAAGGGUGUGAUACCAGUGAAUCGUGUGAAGUAUCUGCUGCGACUGUUGAAGGGUCGCCUGGAAGUUGACCUGGAGAAGGAGAAGCUGCUCUUCAAGCACAUGUGUUACGAGCUGGAGAGGAUGCACAAUGGAGGGGAUGUUACCUUCCAUGAUGUUAUCAGCAUGUUGUCAAACCGGAGUGUGGACAUCCGGAAGUCACUGCAGAUGGAAGAGCUGCUGGCCAGACAGGAACUUGAAGAAGCCAUUGAGGAAGAGGUGGCCAAGCAGACCAUCAGAAACUGGCUUGACAAGUGUCUCAAGCGCAUACGAGCUAAAAAUCAUUCCAAUCUGAUAUCCAACUUGCGAGCCAUGAACGAGCCCCUGUUCACUGUGACAGAGCUGGCUACCAGCACAGCAGACAGCAGUGAGGAGAGUGUGAGAGAGGAACCAGCCGGCCCCGCCCAGCCCCGGGCCCGCAAGAAGGGUACUGUGGAGCUCAAUCCUCCCAACAUACAUAUAGAGCCCGCACCCCCAAUGUCCAAGUCUCCGAACAUGCGUCGGUACCUGACACCACAGUUGAGUGACGCCUCACUACGCGAGAAGGAGAGGAUGGGACUCAAGAAGAAAUCCAGCAGGUUGAGCUCCACAGGUAAAACACUUGGGGCAGGCCUGAGUCUUGGACUGCUGGGUGACGGGGUUGGGGACGGCAAUGGGGAGUCGUCCUGUCUUACUGGCCACCAGGUCUCCUCCGACGUGAACUCCUGGUGGGUGGAGAUGAUGACCAACCUGGAGGACAAGAGUCAGUAGAUUGAGUGGGGGAGGGGAGCUUUAUUGUGCCAAGGAGAAGUCCUGUCUGAUCAUCAUUAAAGAAUUACCAGGCAUCAGCUUUUCUGCAGAAAGGUGUAGGAGAUUAAGCUGAUCACAAAAAAGAAGGGCCAAUGGAUGAGUAAUGAAUAUCUUAGUGAAUAUGAAUUUAGUGCAGUUUUUGACAUUUGUGCAGUUUCAUUGGGAUGGUUUUUGUGUUAAGAUUUUUAAGAAUAUGUGACUUUAUUUAAAAAAUUUAAGAAUAUGUGACUUUAUUUAAAAUGAUUACGAUAUUGAUUAAGAAGUGUAAAUUACGAUAGAAACUAACAAAUAUUGUUAAAACUGGUGAAUAAUCUAAACUAUGUAAUAGUGUUACGAAGAAGGAUAUUAUGGUAGAAAUUGUGAAAUAUUGUUAUGAUGAAUGAUAUGUAGAUAGAAGCUGUCAAAUAUAGUUCAGACAAUGCAUAUAAUGAUAAAUAAUGCCAAAUGUGUUGUUAAUACUGUGGAUAUUCAUGUAUGUGAAUAUAAGAAUGUUGUGUUUAUAUUGAGAGAAUUAUUAUGAGAACAGUUACUACUGGGUAAUCAUAUACAUGACGUUUUUGUAAUUAUAUGUUACAAAGAUAUUGUUAUUUAAAUGUUAUUGUUGAUCUGAUACUUUUAAAAAAAUGUGUUUAUAUUUGGAAAAUCCUUAUGUAUGUCGAAAUAACAAUUAACAAAGAUAUGAACAUAUUAUAUUUUUAUUUUCUGACAAAGAUUUAUAUUGAAACAUUGGCCCCUCAGGUCCGUUCAGGUCUUUAAGUCUUAAAGGGACUAGACACCAGAUGGUCCCAUAAUCAGCAAAUACAGUAUUACCUCAAAACAAGCCUAGAAUUGUCAAAACAAGCUAGUAUGAAACCCAUCAUACCAUUUUACAUCACUUUACAUGAUUAAAAUAAAAAAAUCGCUCUCUCAUAUGAGUUUACCUGUUUAGAAAUAGUGCAUAAUUGUUUCCAAGUUCAUAGUGUGUAUAUUUACUAUCUGAAAGUCGGGUGAUUAGUACAGAUACAUAUUCAGACGAGAUUUUAAAAUUUACUGGUGUUUACAUGGUAGACAAACCAAGUAAAUUCGGAAUUGGAAAAGUACACAAAAACUGCCUAAGUGAUACAUCUAUAAGUUUUAUUCAAUGUGUUGAACGCAACGAUAUAAUUCUUAUGUAAGAUAUUGACGAUGUUUUUUUUUCUUGUAAUUGUAUCAUGUCCCUUUAAAUUGAAAUCAUCUUUUUGUCAUAUUUUCAUUAAUUUGUGAAUAAAACUUUGCAAGUAUAAGAAGUAAACACAAAGUUUGUUAACAUUUAGGACGUUAAUAACGAUUUAAGAUUAGUGAAAUUACCUCUUAAGGUCUUUUUAUCAAAUCUGCCCCCCAGGAGAAAUAUUUUGCUGGGAAACCUAGCUACACAUGGUCACAUGUUGGAGUCCUGUUCGGUAGAGAUGGUAAAAGUAAUUCUUUGCACAACCAUGUGCUGUCAUUUAUUGACAAAAUAUAAUCCCUUUAUCUGUUAAUCAGCUGGUUGUAUGUCAACCAGGGUCCUGUUGUUUCAAAUUUAAACGAUGUGACUUUAUGAUAUCAUCCAAGAUUAAGGCUGCUUUUGUCAGUAUAUUCUUAAUUUUGAUUUAAUAAUACUUUAAUGCAUGAAGACAUACAAUGGGCCGAUUGUUAAACCUUGUUAAAGUUAACAACCUUUUUAUCGUCAUCGUUGUUAACUUUUAAAUCUAUACUGCUCUGGAAGUUGAAUUCUUUCCCAAAAAGUGUCAUCAUGAUAAGUAAAAUAUAUCUGUGUUCUUAUUUGUGUAUUGUUAAACCCAUGUGUUCAAAUUUUGUCUUAAGAAUAUGAUUGACAAAAUGGUAAAGAAAAAUACAUAUGUAUUUAGAAGACCCUAUUUUUGUAGAUUUCUUUGUUUUGUUUUGUAAUAAUAGAUUUUUGUUAACUGCUAGUCAUUCUAAAACAUAACCUUGCUGUGCAAUAUGUUUUAGAUAUUUAUAUAUGUUUUUUAUUGAAAUUAACUUAUGUUUUAAUGAUAUUUAUUGAUGUGUUUAUUGACAUAAACUUACGCUUUAUUGAUAUUUAUUUAUGUUUUUAUUGACAUUAUAAUCAUCUAACCAUUGUUUACAUUCAUAUAUUACUUUUAAUCAUUUACUUUUUACAUGACAUUUUAUACAAAGCCAAAGGUUGAUCAGUAUAAAUACAUAUGUACCUUCUACAUACAUGUAAUUUACAUGUAAGUAAACAAAUUACUACAAUAAAACCCAACCUUUUA